UAAAAUUUGAAAACUUUUAUAUAUCCUUUGAAAGGAGUUUCAACAUUCGUUUUUUAAAGAGGGUGGCAUUGGCUAACGCCGCCGGAUUGGAUAAGGCGAUGAGGUUUUUGAUUUAAUUUAAUUUUCCCGGUGGUGGGUCGCCGUCGCCGUCGCUUUUCUUUGAAGUAGUCGUGGGUAGUACGCGUGUACAUGGGACCAGAGAUGAUAACGAGGACGUGGAGUACUUGGGAGGAGCUCUUGUUAGGCGGGGCGGUUAUCCGCCACGGUACCCGAGAUUGGGACGUCGUCGCUUCGGAGCUCCGAACCCGAACCAUUUCUCCCUUUGCCUUGACUCCCGAGGUUUGUAAAGCCAAGUAUGAGGAUAUGCAACGACGUUACUCAGGUUGCAAAGCUUGGUUCGAGGAGUUACUUAAACAACGAAUGGCAGAACUCAGGCGAGCUUUAGACAAAUCCGAUGAUUCAAUUGGGUCUCUGGAAUCAAAGCUUGAAAGCUUAAAAGCUGAGAAACGAAAUGAUUUGAGGGUUGAUUACGAUUCCAGUCCUACAGAAUCAGCCUCACCAUGUCCUAAAUCCGAAGGAUUUGAGUUUUCCAGUAAGGAUGCAUAUAAGGAUGGUCUUUCUGCCUGUAGUUUCACACAGGAAGCCGAGACAAACUGGACACCUGAUUGUAAGACUCCGGCUACAGUUCCUGCUGAAGAGAUGGAUUCCAAGCCAGUAGGUGAUGCAUUGACCUCCGAGAGGGAUAAAUUUUCAAGCAUCGGUAAGCUGGUUGAUACCCUCUGUGGAGGACAGUUGCCAAGUAUACGGAAGAGGAGAGGGAAACGAAAGAGAAAGGAUUGCAGUAAGGAUGCCAAAGAAGGGAGUGUCGGGGAAAGCGAGUUUCUAUGCUCAAAUGAUGUUGCAAGUGCCUCGGAUUGCAAAGAAACUCCGGCUAGUAACUCUUCUCAGAUUGCCAAAAUUUCAGGUGUCGAGGAUCAGAGCGGAGGUUCAAACAAGGAAGGGAUUGAUGAUAUAAUGAGAAUAUUCAUUUCUGUCGCGGAGAAUGACUGUGCAUCCGUCUUUAGACGAAGGCUUGAUAGCCAGAAAAGAGGAAGAUACAAAAAAUUGAUCCUGCAGCACGUGGAUUUCGACACCAUUAGAUCAAGAAUUUCUGGUAAUUUGAUCUCUUCUGUUCGAGAACUCUUCCGUGAUAUGUUAUUGGUUGCCAAUAAUGCCUUGAUUUUUUACUCCAAGAACACUUGGGAAUAUAAAUCCGCACUACGUCUGAGACAUGUUGUCACUGCAACUUUGCGACAACAUUUCAACGAAUUCGGAGUUCCCAGCACCGCUGUUCCCUCCAGCAAGCCUAUGCAUAACCCUCCUGCAAAGCCCCGGAGUGUUUGUGCUGGUUACCUCAAACCGCUGGGGAAUGUGUCCAACGACGGGAAUCCCAUACUUGGGACUUCUCAUAAUGGGAGUAAAAGGACAACUAAAGCCGAUUCUCCUGCAUCGGUGGAGUCUUUGCUGUUACAAAGAAGGUUUCAGCUCCCCGGACAAGAAAUGUGGGCAGCGGACCGGCAAAUCAAAAGUCCGAAACUCGAACAAAUGGAAUAAAGACGACCCGAGCUCGGUGAUCAUGUUGUAUAAUGUAUGUCAAUCAUUUUCGUGUUCGAUUAUGAAACCCUGUUGUAGCCCAGUGUUCU
This is a messenger RNA of Hibiscus syriacus, 1682 nucleotides long. RefSeq lists its product as uncharacterized. Bases 190 to 1593 code for a protein of 467 amino acids. Gene Ontology annotation, molecular function: protein binding. Gene Ontology annotation, cellular component: NuA4 histone acetyltransferase complex. The record is from RefSeq and is a predicted model, not a curated record. Lineage: Eukaryota; Viridiplantae; Streptophyta; Magnoliopsida; Malvales; Malvaceae. The transcript has 5 exons.